Molecule: messenger RNA, 726 nt
Organism: Juglans regia (Persian walnut)
Lineage: Eukaryota; Viridiplantae; Streptophyta; Magnoliopsida; Fagales; Juglandaceae
Product: secreted RxLR effector protein 161-like
Exons: 2
Coding region: 1-726 (241 amino acids)
Source: RefSeq, a predicted model, not a curated record
AUGGAUCAGCUGAAAACAAUUAGUACCCCAAUAGGGCAGCACUCAAAACUUUCAGUCACUCAAGCUCCAGAAACUGAAGAAGAUAAGGAAUUUAUGCAGAAAAUACCAUAUGCUAGCAUGGUGGGAAGCAUCAUGUAUGCCAUGGUUUGCUCUAGACCACAUCUGACCUAUGCUGUCAGCUUAGUCAGUAGGUUUAUGAGCAAUCCAAGAAAACCACAUUGGCAUGCUAUCAAAUGGGUAUUUCAAUACCUUUCUGGUUCAAGGAGUCUGGGAGUGAAGUUUGGUAAAAAUGUGAAAAGAGGAAGUGAGCUAGAAGGUUUUGUUGAUUCAGAUUAUGUAGGUAAUAUUGACACAAGAAAGUCUUUGACUGGUUUUGUGUUCACUACCUUUGGAGGUGCCAUCAGCUGGAAGGCAAAUCUUCAGCCAGUAGUUGCCUUGUCAACAACUGAGGCAGAAUAUAUUGCAAUGACUGAAGCAAUAAAGGAAGCUAUAUGGUUGAAGGGUAUAUCACACGAAUUAGGUAUGUAUGAGGGGAAUAUCACAGUUCACUGUGAUAACCAGAGCACAAUUCAUCUUGCCAAAAAUCAGAGAGAGAAAGAACCAUGGUACGAAACCGAUGUGAGGAUACUUCUUCGAGAUGUAGAGACCAGGAGGCUGGAAACCCUCCACUGGGGACAAGCAAUAGGGGAAGCUAUUUGCCAGAUAACUGAGGUAGUGCGCAAUUAG